Messenger RNA from Aspergillus japonicus CBS 114.51, 201 nucleotides. RefSeq lists its product as uncharacterized. The record is from RefSeq and is a predicted model, not a curated record. The transcript has a single exon. Lineage: Eukaryota; Fungi; Ascomycota; Eurotiomycetes; Eurotiales; Aspergillaceae. The annotation marks the transcript as partial.
GAUCUUGAAUCAAGCGCCUCACAGGCUCCUGACGAACUCGCAGCCGAGCUCGAUUACUUUCGAGGUCUUCUUGAACGGAUUAUGAGGAUUGUCCGCAGUGGAGAUCCGGCGCGUGUUGCUCACUUGAUCUCCAUCAUUCGUGCCAAUCCCUCUGAUACCGACAUCUACGCUCUGCUGAACAAUGAUCCUGCCAGCAAUGAU